AUGGCACCCACAGCUGGAAAGCGAUCCUCCAUCCGAAGCCGGGCAGCGGCGAAGACCAAUGCAGCGGCCGCCUCAAGACCCGUUGCGACAGCUUUUGAUACGGGAUUUGCAAACACCAAAAAAGACAAGCGCACGAUCAAGCAUUCUGCCUUUCUGUCAAAGAUUGAGAAAGCCAACUCUAACACCAAGAAGCGCAGACGGCCAUCCAAGAAGCUGGUGGCGGACCUUGACUCGCUCGUCAGCGCCUUGCCCGACAAUGACGAUGACGAGGUGCAAGAUGAGACUGCGACAGCGCGGAUACGUCACAAGAGUUUGAAGUCCAGACCUGGUGCUAUGAAGCGCAAGGAUAAGCUGGAGAAGAUGGAAAUGGAGCGGUUCGCAAGGAAUAUGGCACAGAUGGUGGAGUCUCGGCCAAACCAGCCUUCAUCUAAUGAUGCUGCUUCAAGCGUCCAGGCUGCACCGACACCAUCUACUACCUCAGAUAGAUGGGCGGCGUUGCGUGGAUUCAUCUCCCAGACGAUGGAGCAGAAGCCGGAGUUCAAGACGGCAUGA
Molecule: messenger RNA, 552 nt
Organism: Xylona heveae TC161
Lineage: Eukaryota; Fungi; Ascomycota; Xylonomycetes; Xylonales; Xylonaceae
Exons: 2
Coding region: 1-552 (183 amino acids)
Biological process (GO): maturation of SSU-rRNA from tricistronic rRNA transcript (SSU-rRNA, 5.8S rRNA, LSU-rRNA)
Cellular component (GO): 90S preribosome; nucleolus; preribosome, small subunit precursor
Source: RefSeq, a predicted model, not a curated record